CACAGUAAGUUUUGCAGCUAUGCUCCACAGGACUCCAGGAAACAUAGUUCUGGCGAUGCUGCUUACAGACCCAGGUUUUUUGUUGUUUUGUGAAUCUACAAUAAUCAACAAUGGAACAGUACGCCUUGUCAAUGGCAAUGAUCGUUGUUCAGGGACAGUGGAAGUUCAUCUCUCAGGGCAGUGGGGGACCGUGUGUGAUGAUGACUGGGACACAAAUGAUGCCAGUGUUGUGUGCAGGAUGUUGGGCUGUGAGGGAGUCAAAGAGGCUCCUGGAUCAGCUAGAUUUGGGAGCGGUGAAGGAACGAUCUGGCUGGAUAACAUGCAGUGCUCUGGAUCAGAAACUUCCCUACUAGACUGUCAACAUGGAGGUCUGGGGACGCACAACUGUAACCAUGGCGAGGAUGCUGGAGUCAUAUGUUAUGAUAUACCAAGCAAUGUAACAGUUUCAGUAAAUUUGCCUGGUGAAAUAAUGGAGGGCAGUUCGGUCACUCUGAUCUGCAUCAGCGAAGCCAAUCCACCAGUGUAUAACUACACCUGGUUACAGACGAAAGGAGGGAUAAUCUCUGAGAUAGCAACGCAGCAAAAUUACACCAUGAACCACGUUACUCUUGAAGAUAGCGGCCACUACUUCUGUGUGGCACAGAACACACUUGGAAAUCGAAAUUCUUCAGGAUUGUUUGUGGAUGUUCAAUAUCCUCCAAAGCACACUGUUGUGACAAUUAACUCUCCUGGAGCAAUAGUGGAGGGAGAUUCAGUAUCUUUAACCUGCAACAGCAAUGCCAACCCCCCGGUUCACAAUUACACCUGGUACAAGAUCAGCGAAAGUGGUCCCAUCCAGAUGGAAAGGAGGCUAAUGUUUAAUUCAGUUGGUUUAAGGGACAGUGGACAGUACUACUGUUUAGUAAGAAAUAAACAUGGAGAGCAUCGAUCUUGCCCUGUAGCUCUCAUUGUGCUUGCGAAAUCUAAGAUGGCUUUAGCCCUUGGUUUACUGGUGGUAGUGAUGGCACUCCAAACUUUUGCACUUGUCUGUUAUGUCAAGAGGAGAACAAUGGGGAUCCGUGAUAAGAUGGGGCUAACGAGAGGAGAUAAAAGAUACAGCCUCACAGAGACUCAAGCCACAGACUCACUGUAUUACACACCAGGCUCUUAAUGUGACACUUUCUGUCCCUCUCUUUUGUCUUUGACUGUGAAAAAAGCAGACAGAGACCAGCAUGAACCCCAAGACAUGGAUCGUUUUAUGGAACAUA
Scleropages formosus (Asian bonytongue) is the source of this 1247-nucleotide messenger RNA. RefSeq names its product B-cell receptor CD22-like. NCBI's taxonomy places the organism in Eukaryota, Metazoa, Chordata, Actinopteri, Osteoglossiformes, Osteoglossidae. The record is from RefSeq and is a predicted model, not a curated record. The transcript is spliced from 10 exons. Gene Ontology annotation, cellular component: membrane. Bases 20 to 1150 code for a protein of 376 amino acids.